Salvia splendens (bonfire salvia) is the source of this 699-nucleotide messenger RNA. RefSeq names its product MADS-box protein GGM13. The record is from RefSeq and is a predicted model, not a curated record. Gene Ontology annotation, molecular function: DNA-binding transcription factor activity, RNA polymerase II-specific; cis-regulatory region sequence-specific DNA binding; protein dimerization activity. The transcript has a single exon. Bases 1 to 699 code for a protein of 232 amino acids. Lineage: Eukaryota; Viridiplantae; Streptophyta; Magnoliopsida; Lamiales; Lamiaceae. Gene Ontology annotation, biological process: positive regulation of transcription by RNA polymerase II.
AUGGGGCGAAGAAAGUUGAAACUGGAGUUUAUUGAGAAGCAGAAAUCACGGCUCCUAACUCUGAAGAAUAGAAAGGAGGGGUUGAAGAAGAAACUCCACCAACUCACAACUCUCUGCGACGUCCCCGCCUGCAUGAUCAUCCGCGACCCCACCACCAACUCCACCUCCAUCUGGCCGGAGGAUUCCGCCCAAGUCCGCCGCCUAAUCGACUCCUACAAGGCCGAUCCCGGCGCCGUUAAAACGUACAGGGUGUCCGAUUUCUUCAACGAGCGGCAGAGGAGUGCCGAGGGUGAACUCGCGAAGCUGCAGAAGAAGAAUUUGGAGACCGAAUUAAGCACCUGGGACGAUCGCCUCCACCUCAUGGACGAGUCCCAGUUGCGGGAAUUUGGCGCGGCGGUGCGCUCCAAGGCCCUGGCCAUGCGAUCAAGAAUCGACUUCUUGAAACGGGAGGCGAUUAUCAAGAAGGAGAAGGAGAGCAAUGAGAUGCUUUAUUUGGGCGAAUUUGAAGAAAUUGUUGAUCAAGAUGGAAUCUUUUCGAUUGCUGAUGGUAUGGAUGGGAUAAGCGGCGAUGAUCAACUUCCGGUGCCGGAAUUCUACUGCCCGCCGCCUCUGGAGACGUUUAUGGAUCACAAUUAUCUCAAUCAAGGCUACUGCUCUUCAAUGGAUGUGAAUCAGAAUGUGGAUUGGUUUGGUGGGUGA